Zingiber officinale is the source of this 1443-nucleotide messenger RNA. Its product is annotated as protein trichome birefringence-like 19. Gene Ontology annotation, cellular component: Golgi apparatus. Gene Ontology annotation, molecular function: O-acetyltransferase activity. The record is from RefSeq and is a predicted model, not a curated record. Lineage: Eukaryota; Viridiplantae; Streptophyta; Magnoliopsida; Zingiberales; Zingiberaceae. The transcript is spliced from 2 exons. Bases 11 to 1318 code for a protein of 435 amino acids.
GGCAUCGCUCAUGCCAUCAUCCACUUCCAUGGCGUUGCUUCACAACGUCCCCAAGUUUGUUCACCUCUUCGUCGCCGCCUUCGUCUUCCUUACCGUCAUCAGACUCUAUCUCUUCCCUUUACUCACUUCCUCUGCUUUCUCAUGGAGGCCGUCGGCGCCAGCGCCGCCUCCUCUUCCUCCUCCGCCGGCUCCCGGUGCAGUGGUCAUGGCGGGGAAGGAGUACUCGAGCAAGUGCGACAUAUCGAAAGGGAAGUGGGUGCCAAACCCGAACGCGCCGUACUACACCAACGACACCUGCUGGGCCAUCCACGAGCACCAUAACUGCUUGAAGUACGGGCGGCCGGACGACGGGUUCAUGCGGUGGCGGUGGCGGCCGGACGGCUGCGAUCUGCCGGUGUUCAACCCGGCGCAGUUCCUGGAACUGGUCCGCCACAAGUCGCUCGCCUUCGUCGGGGACUCCGUGGGGAGGAACCACAUGCAGUCCCUGCUCUGCCUUCUCCUCAGAGCGACGUACGCGGUGGACGCCUCGCCGGUGCAAGAUGAGAACUUCCGUCGGUAUCGUUUCCCCAGCCAUAACUUCACCGUCGCCAGCUUCUGGUCGCCGUUCUUGGUCCGAGCCCAAGAAGCCGACGACGACGACCCCUCCGGCCUGUUGAAUCUGUACUUGGACGAGCCGGACACCAGCUGGUCCAGAGAGAUUGCGCAGUUCGACUACGUGAUCAUCUCCGCCGGGCAACCAUUCCUCCGUCCGACGAUGUUCUACGAGAACCGCCGCCUGGUGGGGUGCCACUACUGCCGAUCGCCCAACGUCACCGACUUGACCAAGUACUACGGCUACCGCAUGGCCUUCCAUACCGCGCUCCGCGUCUUCACCGACGACCUCCGCGGCUUCGGAGGCACGGUGUUCCUCCGGACGUAUUCGCCGACGCACUUCGAGGGCGGGGAGUGGGACAGAGGAGGGGACUGCAUGCGGCUGCGGCCGUUCCGGCGCGACGAGGCGAGGCUAGACGAGGUGGCUUUCCAGAUGUACAUGACGCAGAUGGAGGAGUUCAGGGCGGCGGAGAGGGAGGGGAGGAAGAAGAGCGUGAAGUUGAGGUUGCUGGACACGACGGAAGCGAUGCUGCUGAGAGGGGACGGACACCCCGGCCGAUAUGGGCAUGUCGCCGGAGCGAACGUGAGGAUGUACAACGACUGCGUGCACUGGUGCCUGCCGGGGCCGAUCGAUACGUGGAACGACUUCUUGCUGCACACGAUGAAGAACGAGGGAAGGAGGCUGGCGACGAGAAGGCGGCCGGGAAAUGAGAGGAAGCCUAGCUAGCCAACCAGAAAUAGCUACAGCCUUUAUUUUGUUUUUCCUCGUUUCAAGAACAAAAUUGCAGGUGAUUUUCCCUCAAUUCUCGAGAAUCAUCAUCAUCAUCAAAAUCGAUAAAUUUAACGUAAGAA